Messenger RNA from Phytophthora sojae, 2214 nucleotides. RefSeq names its product cellulase-2, endo-1,4-beta-glucanase. NCBI's taxonomy places the organism in Eukaryota, Oomycota, Peronosporomycetes, Peronosporales, Peronosporaceae. Gene Ontology annotation, molecular function: hydrolase activity, hydrolyzing O-glycosyl compounds. The transcript has 5 exons. Bases 1 to 2214 code for a protein of 737 amino acids. The record is from RefSeq and is a predicted model, not a curated record.
AUGGCAAAGCGCAGCGCCAUCGCAUUGCUCGCGAACAUGGGCGGGGCGUGCGGUACCCUCUGGAAGACUCAGGCCUGGAAGACUCAGGCCUGGAAGACUCAGGCCUGGAAGACUCAGGCCUGGAAGACUCAGGCCUGGAAGACUCAGAGGGCGCUCCGUCACACGUUGCUGAGUCUGGUCCGCCGGCGCCUGCCGCCCGUGGUGCCUCGAAGUAACGGCUACCUGGGCCAACAAUGCUGGCUGAGUCGUUGCCAGCUUCCGGCACCACCGCCGGAGCAGCUCCGAGAAUCCAGGUUAGUGCCUUGUCGCCGCGCCGACUCGCCCGUCAGCGCGAGUGAACUGCUGGACUCGCCCUCCCACAACUACAACGCGAUGCGCGGAGACUCGCACGAUAUCGCAGAUACGCAGGCCCCAGCAGCGCGCGAGAUUUUCCGAGCGCCCUCGGAGGCCCAGACCAUCAGCGACAGAGGCGGCUACUCGUACAGCAUCCGCCCCACUGAGACGGACGCCAAUUCGCCAGGUCGGGUCACGUUCUCGUAUUCCAGUGGAAACAACAACAACAGCAGCAGCAGCAGCGGCAGCGGGGUCGGACUGGCUGGCGCUGCCCCCGUGGCGCUGGCUCGUCCGUCAAUGAUGGAGCGGAAUAUCGAGGCAGUGAGCGAACCGACAAGUGCGGGGUUCGCUGCCAAGACGAAGCACUACAGUGGCCGCUAUCGGAGGUGGCCGGGUGUGGUGUUGAUCCUGGCGAUCGUCAUUGGAGGUGUGUUCGCUAUCACCUUUGCAGCCGUGCACACGCACUCAUCCAGCACGGCUCGUCAAGAGGCUUAUCAGAAGCGAAAGGCCGGCGCCUCUGCGAUCACUGGUGGUGCCAGUGGUAGCGGCAGUGACCUGGUUUCGGACGACGGUGAAGUGGGCAACCCUAAGUCGUACCCGGACAUGGGAUGCGAGCUCCCGGACUAUCAGAGCAAGGACGGACACAUUUACGCUGUCGCUUCGAACGGCACGGAGGUGGCCGUGGACAUCAAGGGCAUCAAUUGGUUCGGCAUGGAAACUGGCACAGCCAUCCCGCUUGGACUCUGGGACAACUCUGAGAACGGCACCACGGCGUACCAGAUCGCGUACUUCUUGGAGAGCAACAAGUUCAACGCAGUGCGACUGCCGCUCUGCAUCAAUUGGAUCCUCACAAACCAGGCGCCCGAGUCGACGCUGAUUAACACGGCCGAGAACCGGGCUAUCUCCAUCACGAGUUACAUGUCGCUCCUCAAGAGUCUCAUCAAGGCACUGGCGUGCCGCAAUUUCGGCGUGCUGCUCAGUUUGCAUACGCUUACGUCGUCGGUGAGCGGCGGUCUUUGGUACAACGACAACAUCACGCAGAGUGACUUCUUGGACGCCGUCGACACACUUACAGGGGACCUGUGCAGCAACAAGUACUGGAAUGUUAUCGGCCUCGACCUCAAGAAUGAGCCGUACGAGGGCACCUGGGGCGACGGUGAGGACACUGACUGGCGUGAAGGUGCACAGACCAUUGGAAACCGCAUGCUCAAGGGCUGCUCGAACUGGAUGGGCUUCGUGGAGGGCAUUUACGCCUCACACACACUCGCUGUCGACGACACCGAGUACAGUUUCUACGAUUGGUACGGCAGUGGACUUCAGAAGGCGAACGAGUAUCCGGUGGAGUUUACCACAGAGAACAAGGUGGUGUACGCGCCUCACUACUACACACCAGCUGUAUAUCCACAAGCUUACUUAUUCGGUGGAGGCACGAGCGGCGAUAAUGGCGAGCUGGACGACUACGUGGAGCUGUCGAAUUCGUCGCUAAAGUCGCGAAUUUCGGCCACGAUGGACGAGAUGUUCGGCUUUAUUGCGGAUAACAACUCGGCUGCUCUGCUACUGGGCGAGUUUGGUGGUUUGUACGCGACCGAUUUGAACCCGGAGCUUACGACGAAGCGCUGCACCGAUUACUCGAUCGAGCUCAUGGUGGAGAACGGUUGGGCGGGUGGCUUCGUGUGGUCCUUGAACCCGGAGAGUGCGUACCAGUACAACCCGUCCGACACGUACGGCACCUUUACCGAAGGCGUGCUGGAGGACGACUGGUUGACGGCCAACAGCGAAUUUUUGGCGGGCCUGGAGGCGAUGAACGACCUGGAGCAUCUGCGCAUGAUGCCGUGUUUUGAGACGGAGGACUCGGACUCAGGCUCGUCCGGUUCAGACUAA